CCUCUCUGUAACCAUUCUCAUUAUUCUUUUAUGUUUCCAUUAUUCUUAACUGUUCCUUCGGCUCUAACUCAGAUGGGUUUUGUUUAAAGUCCAUUUUUUCGGCUUUCCCCUUCGAUUAAAAUCUGCCCCAAAACAACAAAAAAAACUAAGCACUCUCUAUUUGCACUAUUUACAGGUAUCUUUCUUUGUAAACAAGAAAACAAGAGCAAAUGGGUAGGCUUUCGACAAUCAAACUUGCAAUAGAAUCGUUUACAGUUGAUGGAGACGACAUCAUUGGGAAACUUAUCGAGAUCUGGGAACGAUUCAAAGUGCCAGUUUUGGUGCCAUUUCUGAGAACAUUGAUGUAUGUUUCUCUUGCUAUGUCUGUAAUGUUGUUCAUAGAGAUGGUUUACAUGUCGUUGGUGAUUGCAUUCAAUUAUUUGUUUGGGAGAAAGAUUGAAAAACGCUACAAAUGGGAAGAAUUUAAAGAUGAGAUUGAAUCAGGGAGCUUUGUUUACCCACUUGUUCUUGUUCAAAUUCCAAUGUUCAAUGAAAAAGAGGUUUAUCAGCUUUCCAUUGGAGCUGCAUGUGGGCUUUCAUGGCCGGCUGAUCGUAUUGUGAUUCAAGUUCUUGAUGAUUCAACGGAUCCUAUCAUCAAGGGUAUGGUACAAGUGGAAUGUGAAAAAUGGGCAUGUAAAGGUACAAACAUACAUUAUCAAGUGAGAGACAAUCGAAAGGGAUAUAAAGCAGGAGCACUUAAAGAAGGUUUAGAGCAUUGUUAUGCUAAUGAGUGCGAGUAUGUGGCUAUUUUUGAUGCCGAUUUUCAACCAGAACCUGACUUUCUCAAGAAAACUAUCCCGUUUCUUCAUUAUAACAGUGAACUUGGUCUUGUUCAAGCUCGUUGGAAGUUCGAAUGUGAAGGGAGCCCACUAGUUAGACAGAUUCCCACGUUUACUGCCACUUGA
Lactuca virosa is the source of this 944-nucleotide messenger RNA. Lineage: Eukaryota; Viridiplantae; Streptophyta; Magnoliopsida; Asterales; Asteraceae. The record is from the annotation of a GenBank genome assembly.